Molecule: messenger RNA, 1905 nt
Organism: Fusarium graminearum PH-1
Lineage: Eukaryota; Fungi; Ascomycota; Sordariomycetes; Hypocreales; Nectriaceae
Exons: 2
Coding region: 1-1905 (634 amino acids)
Source: RefSeq, a predicted model, not a curated record
AUGAAGUCCCAGUUCGCAGCGCUCGCGUUGCUCGGAAGCGUCUUUGCCUCUCCCUCUGAUAUCCUGGAUGUUGAGGUUGCGAACCUGAAUCACGCAACUUACUGCAUCACCUACGAGUCGACAUACCUUGUUCCGGUGUCCUUUGGCACGAAUUACUCAGAAAGCGGUUCUUCCACGAUAGAAGGGUCGGAAUCUUUAUCCUCGGGCUCAGCGAGUCUCCCGCUCUUGACUACAGCAGACGAAGUGGCCACAACAGUUUCUGCCACAGAUACUAAGCAACCCUCAUCGCCUACUGACACUACUGCAGAGCCGCCCACCCUUGUACCGACUGGCCAGCGUGUCAUUUUCCUUGUCACACCUUCUGGUGAACUCACGAAGCGUGACGUUGGGGGCUUCGUCGGUCAAGGCCAUCCCGAUGUCUGCACCUUCGCUACUGUCUUCACCCUUGGACAAGGUCGCCUAUUUGAAGGAGACUUUCCUAUCUCGUACUCAGGAGAGGGUUUCCAGGAGCUUCAUUCCUCCUCCUCACUUGGUGCAAGCGCCAUAACUACUACCUUCAGUAGUGAAGGUGGUGUCCUCGCGUUCUCAAAUCCCUCUUUACCAGGCGGAAAAGCUUCUUUCUGUCAAACCCUUUCGGAUGGCCAAGUCUACAUUACAUACAACUCGAGACCAUCUGGAUGCGUUCUUGUCACGCUAACUGUCUAUGGCGUUGAACGAUGCAUCGACGAUAAGAUUGAUGGCCCAGACACCACGACCAAUGGUUUUACACAGUCCGACGGUGGAGAUGUCACAAUCAGUCCUUCCACCGAGCCCAACGCCUCAACCGGUCCCGAAACGGAAGUCCCGGUGAUAAGCGAAAGCAAUGGUCCAUACAAUACAGAUGAUCCCACCAUCGGGAGGACAUCAGAUGGAGGCGGCAUCGCGUUUCCUACUCUAUCGGUCGUGUCUACUAGAUCCUGGAGUAACCAGACUUCCCGUCCAUCAUCUACCCUAAAAGACCCUGACGUGCCUUCCAACACCGACAUAGUCCUCUCUGCUACCUCAUUCGAAGAUAAGACCCCCGUAUCUACAGAAGACCGGAACCCCAUCUCCAGCUCUGAGGAUGUUUCUACUUCUGAAGGCUUUUCGGAUCCAGUCACCUCCACUACAUUUGCAACUGUAGAUAUCCCCUCAUCUACUACUCUCGCGGAAUCCACAAUUACAGCCUCGUCAGGCGAUGCUGAGAGCACUAUGUCCGAGGGAAGCGAGCUGGAUUCUUCUACCACUCUUAUAACACCGCUGGAAUCCACGACGAUGGAAGCUACUAGCACCAGUGCCGAGACAACUACCACUACUCAGGAACCAGCGCUUGUCGCUCGCAGUAUUACACGCAACGGCAGAUUUGCUGGCUCAGACCCUAACUCGCCUGGCUCCAUUGAAGGGUGGACUACUGCGGGGGAAGCUAUGCUCGAUAACGAAAGAUGCUACAAAGAUGAUGGCAGCAUAGACAACGGUUGCGUUAUACUUUCCGUGUCGGGUGGGACAGACAAUCGCCAUAAGCGAGACAAGUUCUCGUCUUCUAUUGAGCAAUAUGUGACUGGCCUGGAAAUGUUUACGACUUAUACAAUCCAGUUCUAUUACUUGAUCACGGGUACUUCUAGAACUGGAUCUUGUGAAAUCUUCGGAACUGCCGGUAUCGACGUCUUUUAUACCGAGGACAUUAUCUUCUCGGAAUCCAGUGUGCCAUGGCAAAGGGGUAUCGGCACUGUCACAGCGGAUCUAGAUAGGGCCCCUAUCACCAUCUCUCUGUCUUGUACUGGGGGUGGUAGUGCAGUCGUUCGUGUGGACUCAGUGUUUGCUUCAAAUGAGGUUACGCCUGAUAAUAUCUAUGAGUAUGAGUUGGACUAUGGGAGUGAGGGCAAUUGA